AACCAACAACAAAAGAGCCAAUGGGCUGACAAGUCUUACAAGAAACAUGCCCUUGGAACCACUUACCAAUCAUCUCCUACUGGUGGAUCAUCUCAUGCUAAAGGUAUUGUGCUUGAAAAGGUUGGUGUUGAAGCCAAACAACCCAACUCCGCUAUCCAAAAGUGUGUUCGAGUGCAAUUGAUCAAGAACCGAAAGAAGGUCACCGCUUUUGAACCUAACAAUGGUUGUCUCAACUUUUUGGAUGACAAUGACAAGGUGUUGAUUGCUGGUUUCGGACAAAAGGGAAAUGCCAAGGGUGAUAUUCCUGGUGUGUGUAUCAAGUGUGUCAAGGUCUCUGGUGUUGGUUUGUUGGCACUUUGGCUCAAAAAGAAGGUUCGUUCUCCAUCCUUUGGUCUUCUUGAACCUUUCCUCUCAUUGACUGGUUGA
Messenger RNA from Melampsora larici-populina 98AG31, 426 nucleotides. RefSeq lists its product as uncharacterized. Gene Ontology annotation, molecular function: structural constituent of ribosome. The record is from RefSeq and is a predicted model, not a curated record. The annotation marks the transcript as partial. NCBI's taxonomy places the organism in Eukaryota, Fungi, Basidiomycota, Pucciniomycetes, Pucciniales, Melampsoraceae. Gene Ontology annotation, biological process: translation. The transcript is spliced from 4 exons. Gene Ontology annotation, cellular component: cytosolic small ribosomal subunit; ribosome.